Messenger RNA from Rotaria sp. Silwood1, 600 nucleotides. NCBI's taxonomy places the organism in Eukaryota, Metazoa, Rotifera, Eurotatoria, Philodinida, Philodinidae. The record is from the annotation of a GenBank genome assembly.
AUGUCAAAAAAUUUCUCAACUCAAGCACAUUCUUUUCGAAAACCUAUUAAACCAAUAAUUGAUGCUGAUGAUGAUGAAGAUGAUAAACGACGAAACUCAUAUGGUCGAAAACGAGUUGAUGUUAUUCAAUGUUUAUUAGAAUCAUCAUCUGAUGAAAAUGAUGAUGCAAAUCUUAUUAAUCAAAAUUCUAAUAAUAUUCUUUGGUUAACAUUUGCUGAAAUAUGCCAUAUUCGUUCUAUUUUUGCUCGAACAGUUCUUAGUACUCGUAUGUUUAAUAACAACAAACAAUAUUUUAAAAUCUUUCAUAAUGAUUUAUGUUUUCGAUGUCAAGAAAAAAUUAAUUCUCUAUCUUUGAUACCAUCUUUUUUCUAUUCUAAGAAUAUUCCUAUUUGUUAUGUUUGUCAACAGAAAAUAUGUACAAAAUGUUCAUUAACAAAUUUUUUACCUCCAUCAUCGAAACAUUUGUUUCCUGUUCGAGUACAAACUUUAAUAAAAUUAUCAACAACUCCUAUUGCAAAUGAAGCAAAUAAAAAUAAUGAACUGAAUCCAAAAGCAAAAACAAUUUGUUAUGAUUGUUCACAGGUAACAUGUCAAUCUUAA